ACAAAAUAGAAAAUUUUAUUCUUAAACUUGUAAUCUGAAGUUACACCCUUUGUUAUUAAAAUGGGUUCAACUUUGUCUGGUUACGCUCAUUCCCCUGGUGCUUCUGGUAAGAAAGGAAGGAAAAGAGCACUCAAUGAAGACGAGAGUGAUGACGAAAGUGAGGCAAAUCAAGUUCUGCACACUCCGCAACGGAAAAAGAUGAAGUCAACCUCCAAGUACAUCUACAAUGCAUUGUUUGUGAAUGGAGAGAACUCUGAUAUUACAAUACAUGCUCUCGGGAAGGAUUGGCCCCUGCACAAGAUAUAUCUGUGUCAGUCAAGUUACUUUGCGAGUAUGUUCAGUGGGUCCUGGCGAGAAUCUAAACUCACAGAGAUAGACAUUGAUGUACCAGAUACUAACAUUGAUAUAGAAGCUUUACAGAUAGCCCUUGGUUCACUCUACAGAGAUGACGUGCUCUUAGAACCGGUCAAAGUAGUUUCUGUUCUUGCCGCUGCUUCGCUACUUCAAUUAGAAGGUCUGAUCCAACAGUGCGCUGACAUUAUGACUGAAACAAUAAGUCCCAAGACAGUAUGCAGCUACCACUCGGCAGCAACAUCUUAUGGCUUACAACAAGUUGCUAAGAGUUGCUUUGAGUGGCUGGAGCUGAAUCUGAUGGUUGCACAGAAACCAACAUUACUUAGGGAAUUGAGCUGUGAAUUAUUUGAGAAAGUAAUUCAAUCUCCAAACCUCUUUGUGCUACAAGUUGAGAUGGAUGUCUAUUCUAUGGUAAAAAAGUAUGUGUUUUUAAAGCUCACACCAUCCUGGCAAGGCGAUACAAAGAUGCUUGGAAGAGAAGCUGAUAAAUUCUUCAGGAGAUAUGAUGCGGGUGCUUUUCUAAAGUCUGAUUUGGGGGCGCCGUACGCACGUCUCUUUGCGGUGUUGAGGUUAGGAAGCAUCAUCAAUGAGCCGAGUUCUUGUAGACAUGUUGAAGACGAUAAAAUUAUUAUGCAAGAUUUUCUUCUACCAGUGUAUAGGCAACAAUGGCAGCACAUGUUGGCAGUGGAGCACGGCCAGGACUUGGGGCCUAAGGAAGAGACGGUAUCCACAGAUCAGUUCGAUCAGCUCAGUAUGAGGUGUGGAAGAAUUAUAAAAAAAGAUGCAGAGUAUUGUUGGAGAUGGACGGGGUUUAACUUUGGAGUCGACCUUCUUGUUACAUUUACAAAUAGGUUGAUUAUUCUGAGACGGAAUACGGGUACCCAUCCUGUUACAGCCAGUGUCAGUCUACAGAAUAGUAGGAAUAUCAUGUUUAGAAUAAGAGUGAUAUCUUAUGACAGUCAGGGUCAGAUCUUGUACCAAAAGCUGAGCGAUCUCACUCCAUUAUCAUUACACAAAGAUGAGGAGAUUGUGGUAUUGAACAUUGACAGACACGCCCCUUUCCCAAUGCAAAUAGGGGUGAAUGUGAUGUGUGUGACUCCGCCCCAACCGGUCGUGGAGACGGCAGAGAGUUUAACACUUCAGCCACCAACCCCGAGGCAACAGCAACUCUCGGGCCAAGAUGAAUGAGUCCCAGGACUCCAUGUCUUAAGAAUCAGCUAGACUUCUGUGAACUUACCUGAGCCGAUAUCUGGAGAAGAUAAUGGACCUGUAGAAUCUUCUGCAUCAGUCGGGUUGAUGGGAAGGUACCAUAGCAGUAAUCAAGCCAAGGUAUUAACCAGCGUUCAGUUGUGGACUCCAGGUGUAACACCUCAUAAAACGAAAAGUGAUUUGCACUGGCUUGUUAUAAGCUACUGAGUUCCUUGCAUCUGAUUGGCUCAGAGCAAAUUUGUUGGUGAAAGUCACUGACAAGAUGCUCCAUGAAACAGUCCCUGAGUGUAGCAAUUAAACUAAUGUGGAUCAAGAAGUUGAGUAGGCUCUAAUUCUAUUUUAGACGUCUAGCAUUUGAAUCUUAU
Lytechinus variegatus (green sea urchin) is the source of this 1928-nucleotide messenger RNA. Its product is annotated as germ cell-less protein-like 1. Gene Ontology annotation, biological process: germ cell development. The record is from RefSeq and is a predicted model, not a curated record. Lineage: Eukaryota; Metazoa; Echinodermata; Echinoidea; Temnopleuroida; Toxopneustidae. The coding region runs from base 61 to 1542 and encodes 493 amino acids. Gene Ontology annotation, molecular function: protein binding. The transcript is spliced from 15 exons.